UUAUCUAUAUAUUAAUUAAGAUUAUAUUUUAAAACUUUUUCCUUAUUUUCCCCUUUUGUAUUUUUGGUUUACCUUUGGGCACAUUUGGGCCAACCUUGACAUAUUCAUUUUUGUUUAUUUUUGAAUUCCCUUUUCUUUAGCCUUUUUGAUAUUUUUGAAACAUUUAAAGCUCAUUGCAGCAUGUAAAUCCUGAUCCUGAGAAUUUUAAGAGCCAAUUCAUAUAUUUCACUUAAGUUCAUUUUGCCCUGCACCUGUGCCAGAGGCUAUAUUUGUAUCGUACAAUCGCAGCACCUGUUAGUGACUGUCAAGAGAUGAGAAAACAAAAUCGAGGCAGAGGCGACGGACAGCAGUGUCCUUUUAUUUUCUUAAUCACACACUCACGGUUUACUGCCUUAAGAAUUUAAAAAAUGACUGAUAGGGUGAGCACAGCAGGUGCUGUCUUAAUGAUGGGUUAUACUCAGGAGUCAAAGGAGGAGGAGGAGACAAAUUGCUCAUCUGGGACAGGAGGUUCACAGCAGAAGGAUUCAGAAAAGCUCCUUUCUCUCCUGGAACUAGAGGAGGUUUUAUACUCAGCUCCUCGUUCCUGUCGACAUGUAGACGAGGUGUGGCCCAAUCUGCAUCUGGGAGACAUGUUUAUGUCUCAUGACAGGUUUGGACUCUGGCAGUUGGGCAUCACUCACGUCCUGAACGCCUCACAUGGCAAACUCUGCUGUAGAGGAAGUGAUGAUUUCUAUGGAACUACAGUAAAAUACUAUGGAGUCCCAGCCAAUGACCUUCCAACUUUUGACCUUUCACCUUUCUUUUACCCUUCAGCUGACUUCAUUCACCAGGCUUUGACAUCAGGAGGUAAUGUGUUUGUGCACUGUGCUGUGGGAGUGAGUCGCUCAGCCGCACUGGUCCUUGCCUACCUGAUGAUUCAUCAGCACCUCACCCUUCUGUCCUCUGUACGCUGCGUGCAACAAAAACGCUGGAUCUUCCCAAACAGAGGCUUUUUAAAACAACUCUUAGCCUUGGACCAAAAGCAGAGACAGGAGAGUGAACGGCAGACGCAGCAGCAAUAACAGCAGCAGUGCUGAGAGUCCAGUGAGAAUGUCAGGGAGCGAGCAGCAGCUACAGAACCUGGCGCUCAUUAAAGAACUGGAGCUCCUCUUAGACUCCUGC
Molecule: messenger RNA, 1161 nt
Organism: Cynoglossus semilaevis (tongue sole)
Lineage: Eukaryota; Metazoa; Chordata; Actinopteri; Pleuronectiformes; Cynoglossidae
Product: dual specificity protein phosphatase 13-like
Exons: 4
Coding region: 408-1061 (217 amino acids)
Biological process (GO): protein dephosphorylation; negative regulation of MAPK cascade
Cellular component (GO): cytoplasm
Molecular function (GO): MAP kinase phosphatase activity; protein tyrosine/serine/threonine phosphatase activity
Source: RefSeq, a predicted model, not a curated record